Hyalella azteca is the source of this 6266-nucleotide messenger RNA. It is a transcript of the gene Ge-1, whose product is annotated as enhancer of mRNA-decapping protein 4. The coding region runs from base 158 to 5137 and encodes 1659 amino acids. Gene Ontology annotation, cellular component: P-body. The transcript is spliced from 26 exons. Gene Ontology annotation, molecular function: protein binding. The record is from RefSeq and is a predicted model, not a curated record. Gene Ontology annotation, biological process: deadenylation-independent decapping of nuclear-transcribed mRNA. Lineage: Eukaryota; Metazoa; Arthropoda; Malacostraca; Amphipoda; Hyalellidae.
AGUCAAAUAUGUAACUCACGUUUAUAAAAAAGCUUGUUAUUUAUACUCAAAUUUUACAUAGGCCCUACAUGACUUAGAGAAAUUAUAGUACAAGAAAGUCAUUAAAGAGAUAAGAAAUUCUGCCAAGCAAUUUAUUCAUCUGAUUCAAAUUCAUACAAUGAAUCCUGAAAUGACUUGCAUCGAAAAAUCCUUCUCUAACAUGACAAUGGAGAGCAAGACUGAAGUUCAAAAAAUAGAAUGGAAAGAAAAUGGUGAUUUUCUGACAAAUGCCAUCAACAAGUCCGUGGUAGAACUAAAGGUUGGCAGCCCUGACCACAGCGCUCUUGGUUCAUCUGCUGUUGUCACCAAAAGCAUCACUGACUACCCGUUCAUGAUGCCCAGCCAUAGCUGCUCUGGAGUAGCCAUCCACUGCUCUCGGCAGUACAUUGCUUAUGCCAUCAACAAAGCCAACUCCAGUGAAGAAAUAGGAGGUGUUGGCAUGGUGCGGGUUAUGCAUUCUGCCAAUGGUAAGCGUGGACUCAUUCGAGAGAUAAAAGGUCUUGUGAUGGACAUGUCAUUUGCUUGGAUGCAAGGCUUGAUGCUGUUAGCCUUCACUGACACCAGUGGGUCUUUCAGUGUGUAUCAGAUCACAUCUUCUGAUCAGGAUCAACAGUUGAGCUUGAGGAAGGUCUUAGAAGUGUCGGAUCCCCCAGCAAAGAGCCAGUUCAUUUACAACUUGUCUAGUGGAAAUGAAGAAGCUCUGAACCAAGUGUCCUGGUGUCGCUACAUCCCUGAGAAUCCUGCUGAGCGACUGUCUACCAAUAACAUCCCAUCUCAUUUACUUGCAGUGGCUACAGGAAGAGUGGUUGAACUAUGGCUUCUGCACCACUUGUGUGGAGGCCCUGGAAUAAGCGUCCGGCGUAGUAUAGCAUCAGAAAUUGCUGCUACCAAGGCUCUCAAGUUGCGGAUUGUGUGCAAUGCUAACGUGACGGCCGUGUCUCUGAGCCCUGACAGUACCUGUGUGGCUGUCGCUACUUGCCAAGGCAAUAUAUUAUUCUUUCAAGCUGAUGUUUUAUUAGACAUUGAUGGAGCUGAGGAGAGUUCUUCACUGACGGUGCCAGAGCAGAGCGAAGGCGACUGUGUGCAUGACUGGCAGCCUCAUGACGGAGCUGCCGUGUCCUGCCUCCUCUUCCUGGAUGAUCACACUCCUGCUGUUCAUGAUGAUCCUGCUGGCUCCUUCUGGGCGUUUGCCCUCACCGGCGCCCACAACAACACGGAACUUAAGAUUUGGAGCUGCAAAACGUGGGAUUGUUUACAGGUGUUACGGCUGCUGGUUCCUUCACCGGCGUGUGAUAAGAUGCUUCACUCUGCUUCGGCACCCCCCUUCCCCCGCCCUCCUUCAGUAACUAGUCGCAGUGCCUCGCUAUCUCCCUCCCUCACCACGCCCUCCGCUGCCUUCAGGAGCCCUCACCUGCUGCUCGCUGCUGACGACUCCACCAACUGCAUCAUGCUUGCUGACCAGAACAGAAAGGUGUUGUAUGCCCUGCUGCUGGACCACACCAAAGCCUUGACCAGCGACGCUCCCUGCAACCUGAACGGUGAAACCUCACGCGAUUCCAGAAGUGGUUGCAAUGAAAGAGAAACUGGAAAUUCUACAUCAGGCGACCAGGUCAUAAAACGCAUUGUUUCCAUAUCUGAAAUCCCUGUGCAAUUCGUGCCAUUUUGCAUGACAGUGAUUUCGGCCAAGAUGAAGACCUACCAGCGCUGGAAGCAUCACUCGCAGCUGGAUGCAGCUAACAAUGAUGGUGAUGUGGGCACUAACGGUGACGAAGCCAUGGUGCGUGGGCUGGUGGUGCACUCCAACGUUCUUACCAACAAAAGUCUAAUGCAGUGCUCCAUACGCCUUCAACCCGCCCUUCCUCCCUCUCAUCACUUCGCUGAUGCGGCCGUCUUCAAGAAAUACGCUCCUAUCUUCUCGGAGUCUGAACUGUGCUGUCCGCCUCUCCCGUCCAGUCGUGACGUUUCCAUGGAUUGCUCUGACACGUCCUCGUUCAAUGCUUCGUCUGUCUGUUUAAAAGACGGCCUGUCAGAUUUGAACAUAUUGCUCCCUGGUGCUGCAUCGAGUGAUGCAGAAGCUUCUGCCAACGGUGUUAGUGACGCAGCCGUCAGCCACCCAUCCGUGGUCAAACAUGAGAUCCCUCUAGGUGCGCUGCUGCCACCUCACCACUUCAUGACACCUUCUGCAGCGCCUGCUGCGAGUGCUGCCGACCCUCAAACUCUGCUCGCCUCCGCCACAGCCAAACUGCCUGCUCCUCUCGCUGUGUCACCGCCGCUCGACGAAUCCAUGGACAACAAACCGAACGCAGCGCUGGCGGCUCUGCUCAUGUGCCCAGAUACGCGACAAGUGAGCGCCCUCAUCACGGGCGCCUUACCUUCAGCCGUCACGCCCCCCAGACACAUCAUUGAUCCGCCCAGUGAACUAUCGCCCUCGUCUAUAAUGGCUUCGCUCCUCGGAAUUGAACAAUCACCUCGAGACGCCAGCACUCCUAAGGUUCCUCCUGGUAUUAUCAACCCGACGAAGUUGACCGCCUCUGACCCCGCCGUGGGUUCCAUGGGCCCUGUUGCUAGUAAUGGACUUCCUCUCGCCUCAGCUUUAGGUGCGUCAGGACUCCAGAGUCAAGCCGUUGCUAAUGCCGGUGCCAAUGCCCGGCUCACUGAUGCAGUGGUCAGUAGUGCCUAUCCAGCUACUCAGUUCAUCGAUCCUGCAGUGAGUGCUGCGAGUUUACUGGCUGGACUUUCCAUUUCGAAUCCUGCAGUUCGCCUUGCCAUAAGCGAAGCUUCCUUCAUUCCUGGCUCGUCAGUGCGCAGUUCAUCGGUGCCGUUGAACUAUGCUGCUGCUGGCUGCAGCUCAACGUCAUCUCCUUCACUUGAGAUACAACAAAUACUCCAACAAAACGAUGGGAAGAGCUCGUGCUCGAGCAGUGAGAGCAAUAGCCGCGGCCCGACGCAGCUGGAGGUGGCAGAGGAAGACUCGCACCUGCCGAGCGCCUGUGAAGAAGAUCAGCCCGAGGCUCUGCGUGAGGUUGCAUCCACCAGCACUGGAUGCGUUGUUCCAUCUUCUGUUGCUGAAGUAAUCUCUGCUACCUUCCUCGCUGCUACUGGUGGCUCUCCUGUCAUUACAUCUAAUGCUGACUGCACAGAACAGCAAACAACUGCUCCAGCCUCUAUUGCGCCUGUCUCCCUCUCCAGCUACGUGAACAUUAAUGCCUCUGCCGACAGUGCAAGUUGUGAAUCAGCUGCCGUUCCUGCUGGCUUAACAUCACCGAAUAGAUCUAGGGCUGGCGAACAAAUAAUCAAAAUUUCACGAAGUUUACCUGCCAUGUGCCCAUCCGAAGAAGAACUACAGCGUCAGGCCGUUCGUAGCGUUCACCAUAAGCUUCUGGAAGAAGAGUACAAAAAGGAACGACAGCUCGAAUCCAAUAAAAGCGCAGAACAACAUCAAUAUCCUAUCGUGCAUGACAGGAAUCUUUGUAAGGAUGAUACUUUGCCACCUUCUUCUAGUGAUCCUUAUAGCGCGGUUUUGCGAGCAUUUGUUGGUGGAAACUACGACAGCAGCGACCAGCUUGCUAAUGUUGGGUCUCCCGCAGCUCUCCGUGACAUGCCGGUGGGUGUAGAGCGCGGCGUGCACCUCACGUGCGAGCAGAUCGAGGCGCGCAUCAAAGGGAGCCCCGAGCCCUGCAUGAACGGCGCGCCGCCCCCAGCACCAGAGCCCCCCUCAGAUCACUCCAGGACCACGCCUUCAGCUGAGCACACGUUACCUCAGGCCCUCAAUUGCGACCUUCAUAUCGGCAAACGCGACGCGUCUGACAGGAAUAAGUCUUCAGAUACCAGCACGCUGAGUGUGGGGGUACAGGCUGUGCCGCUGCUCUCCCCUCCUCCCACGGUCGUCUGUAAACAUCCCGCCAACAGUGCGACGGAGCUGCGCGAGUUGCGGUCUCUGCUUCACUCGAUGCAGCAACAGAUCAACAAACUCAACAAAAAGGUUGACGAGCUGAGCAGCAACAAGAGCCUCAGCCCCCAGGCGGUGAGCGGCGCCCUCAGGCCUGCCAUCGAGACCGCCCUGCGCUCUGAGAUCAAACAGACUGUGCCUGCGUGCGUGUCGAAGGCCGUAGAGAACGCAGUCAACCAGAAGUUGUCCCAGGAGCUGCAGCGCUUGGUGGGUGCCACCGAAGUGCGUCUUUCCGACAACAUCUCUAAGAUGGUCCAUUCCAGGAACUUUAGCCAAGCAAUCGGUGAGAGCGUGGCUGGCGCUGUGUCAUCCUGCGUCACGGCGUCGUGUAAAGAUGCUUACGCGAAGCUCGUCUUGCCGGGCCUCAACUCAGUCACGGCCAGAACCCUGCAACAGUUCAAUGACCUCUUCCACAAGGGCACCUCCGAGUAUCUAGUGCAGGUCAAGAACGAAGUGUCAGGCGUGAUGGCUUGCAUGGAGAGCAGCAAGACCAGUUCAGUGCGAGAGAUGGAGGCUGCCAAGAACAACAUGACAACCAUCAUGAAGUUGUUGCAGGAACAAAUGCAGCAACAGCAAGCAGCCCUUCAGCUCAUCACAAAGCAAGUUCUCACAGAGGCGGUGGUGCGACGCAUCGUUUCCGAGGAGGUGACCCGGGCCCUUUUAAAUCUCCCUCCUUCAGUCGCGUCCUCGCCCAGCCCCUUCUAUGGCCCCGACAAAGCUCAAAGUCCUAAACAGACGCAGCUGCAGCUCGAACAACUCAUCGCUGCUAAACAAUUCAACUCCGCUUUCAAACAGGCGCUGUCAGCGAACGACCUGAGUCAGGUGUUGUUUGUGUGCGAGCGCGUCAACAGAGAAAGCUUGAUGGCGGCGGGCAACAGCAAGCUCUCGCAGGAGGUGCUCAUGUCACUAAUCAACCAACUCUCGCACGACCUCGGCCAGAAAACCGAUCUUAAAAUGAAAUUUUUAGAAGACGCAAUGCUGUGCAUCGACACCUCUCAUCCUGUGACUCGUGACCACAUCUGCUCGGUGGCGUCGUGUCUGCAGCGCAACCUCCAGAUGUACCUGGACACGAACCCGCCCCUGCAGACGCAGAACCGCUUCCGUAUGUUGCUUCUGGCGGCCACACACCACGCUACCACCUCAGUCUGAUCCCACCACCAUAGUUUACUCUCAGCAACGUACCUUAUUCUAUUAUAAGUUUUGAUUCCCCUUAAACUUGGUUGUGAGCCUGACCUGGUUUGAAACUUUAAAUCAAUGGAGACAUUUGCUGCUUCAUGUCUCAUUCGGACCGACUCUUGACCCCUAUACGAGCUCUCGGGGACAUAGUCUCGGAUUCAAAUUUGUAAAUUAAUGCGAAUGCUUUUCUAUUUUCCAGUUCCGUUCGUUGAUUUUCAUUGUGGUCUUUUAUCGAGCGAGGUAUAAAGAUUUAAGUAGUAAUUAUUUUUACGACAAGUCAUACAUGGCAGCUUCAAUUACUGAUUAACUUCAUUUUCACACUUUUGGAGAUUAUGAAAUUUGUUCUCAACAAAUCAUGCUCUGUCAGUCAGCUUCCACACGUGUGAUGGAAAUAGUCUUUUUCAUGCCGAAUAUAAGAUCUUGAAAUAUUUAUUGCUGACGAGCAAUAUGAAAUAAAGACUUCAGCUGUUGCGACACUUAUGUGUUGUAAAUAUAAUCAACUCCGUUGGUUUUCUGUAUUCUAAAGGUGCGACCCAUCAAAAGGGCGUUAACAUUUUGUUGACAUUCAAUCCUCAUUUUUUAUGAAGGUACUGAAUAUUUUGAAUUUAUCAUUUACAAUAUUUUCGUUCGAUAAUCUUGGACUGUGCUGGAGACGAUUGUUUGAAAUGCCGCUUUCCUCCAAGUUUUUUCCACGAUUUACUGUUGGUAUAACCAUGGACCUGCUCAUGGUUGUUAUAAGCUUAAUUGUACGUUAUAAACGCAAAUUAACAAGCGAUUAUUUUGUUCUGGCCAUUACCAUUUACUCUUGCCUAGUGAAAAGUUGGAUGGUGUUGCUUGGUUGUACACUCGCGCAAAUGAGCUGUGGUGAAAUCUUCCUUGGUUUUCAGGAAAGGGAGUUGAGUGUUAUGAACCUUUAGUUGAACGACGUUCAACCAAUCGACGGCCUCCACUACGCUAGUACUCUUAAAAUUUUUUGAAAUGCACGCUUUUUUGCAUCUCACGGAUCCAUGCUCGCUACACGCGAAAGUGUUUCACCAACCCUAGUAAGAUGGUGUAUCGAUUUGUAUAUUUUAGAAAUGGGAAGAAAAAGUGACGAUUAAAA